Gymnodraco acuticeps is the source of this 7271-nucleotide messenger RNA. RefSeq names its product chondroitin sulfate proteoglycan 4 (gene cspg4). Bases 59 to 7042 code for a protein of 2327 amino acids. The transcript is spliced from 11 exons. The record is from RefSeq and is a predicted model, not a curated record. Lineage: Eukaryota; Metazoa; Chordata; Actinopteri; Perciformes; Bathydraconidae.
CUUCUGAAUGGAGUGUCUUUAACGUGAGAGUGGAGGACUUAACUUUCAGCACGAAAAUAUGAGAGCCAUGCAUUCGGUCCUGGUCGGUGCCUUUCUGACCCUGCUGCUCUGCCUCCCCAGCCCCGCUCUAGGAGUAUCCUACUUUGGGGACAGCCACUGCAAUGUACAGGCCUUCCAAGAUGUCUCCUCCUUCCACCUGUCUCUGCAGAUCAAGACGAGUCGGCGCAGCGGGCUGCUGCUACUGGCUGCAGGGAAGGAGGACUACCUGUUCCUUGAGCUGCAGAAUGGGAAAAUACAGGCUCGGAUGAACAUGGGGAAUGACGAGGUGACACUUUCUUCAUCCCAAGGAGUUCAGCUGAACAACCUUCUGGAGCACAAAGUCUCCCUCACACUGCAAGACGGCAAACUCACCAUGACCAUUGAUGAGCUCUUCUCGACGUACGUUCCUGUGGAGGAUGAUGAAGAACUGCUAAAUAUUGACAUGGGCAUUUGGCUUGGAGGAACAGGAGACUUGGAUACUCACUACCUCAGCAAUGCCAUUCCCCCUUUCCGUGGCUGCAUGACUGAGGUCAAAUUUGAGUCCCACCAGUUUGAUAUCCUCAGCGCAGUGUAUAAAGACUGCCAUCACACGAAGGACUCCUGCAGCACUGAGUUUGAGGCUGUUGAUGGGGAGGCAAUUAGUUUCAGCACUCCUGAUUCCUUUGUGUCUUUCCCCACCUGGAGCGGGGCUAGUGGUGCCCCGAGGGCCCUCGAAUUCCUAAUGAAGACAACCAUCGAGGAUGCUCUACUUCUUUUCCACCCUGGCAGAGAGUCUGACUUUGUAGCUGUUGGUGUUGUGAAAGGCUUUCUCAAAGGUAUGCUGGACGUCGGAAAUGGCUUGGAGAUCCUGGAGAAUACCCAGGUGCAGCUGGAUGAUGAUCAGUGGCAUAGAGUUAAGGUUGAAGUCAGUCCGGAUUCAUUUGUCAUCAAUGUAGAUAGCCAGUCUUCCUCCCUCCCUCUUGAUUCAUCACAACAAUUGGACUUGGUUGGAAACUUGUAUUUGGGAGGCAUCCAGGGGAGAAUGAAGGAUGUGUUUCGUGAGAGCGGGUCCUUAAGUCAAGUAGAGGAAGAAAUGACAGCCGAAUCCUUCAUUGGUUGUUUGGGAGAAAUCAAAGUUAAUCAGAAGGAUAGAAGCCUGCAGGAUGCUUUGAUCACCAAAGAUAUUCAUGUUAAAUGUGAAGGAGAGGACUAUGACUACUCAAGUUACUAUGAAAUAGACUUAACUACAACUUCUCCCCCUGUUCAAAUCAAAUAUGCUGAUAAAGACAUCCUUGAUCAGCAUUGCUAUCCAACAGAUGACACACCAGAGAUAUACAGAAAUGUAACACAACUUCUUGAUGUCACUACACUACUCGUGCCUGAAGGUGGAGACGCUUUAAUUGAUAUCAACAACCUACUCCCCACAUUUGACCUCAGUGCUGCAGGACUGAGAGAGUCUCAGAUCAUAUUUACUCUCCAGAGUGAUCCCCUGUAUGGCUUGGUUGAUAUGAACACAAACACAAGACGCACACAAAGGUUCACUCUUCUCGAUAUUGUCGAUAAGAAGAUCAAGUAUAUGCAUGAUGGAAAUGAACGGCAUACAGAUCAAAUCCAGCUGCAGGUUGUUGUUCAAAGUAAUGACUUCCUCCCUGAAUGUUUGAAGACUUCUCAGGAGUAUGUCCUUCCAGUUGAAAUUCUUCCCGUUAAUGACAUACCACAACUUGGUGGAGGAGAAAUCACCCUUACAGCAAACGGAAGAACUCGUUUGAGUCCAAGCCUUAUUAAAAUCACAGAUUCUGACAGCCGCUGUGAUGAAUUAGUAGUAACUGUAUCCUCAGAGCCUUCAAUGGAAGUUGGUUACUUAGAAAACGGUCAACAGUCAGGAAGAAGCAUCUCAGAGUUCACCUGCAGAGAAUUGAAAGAUGGAAAUAUCUAUUUUGUUCACAGAGGGGGUAGUGCUGGUGAAAUUACCCUGGAGGUGUCUGAUGGACAAUCAGAAAGCCAUUCAACUACUUUUAAGUUUUCUGUGACACAGCCACAUAUGACUAUUGUCAUCAACACUGGCCUCCACUUGGUUCAAGGAACAAACACAUCCAUGGGUGUUCAAAAUCUUGCUGUCAUAGCUCAUCCGCGUAAUGGAGAUGUCAUGUAUAACAUCACUAAGCCUCUGAUAUUUGGAGAACUUCAGAUAAUGACAAGCGAUGGAAUAUACAGGCAGGUUACAACUUUCCAUCAGUCAGACCUAGAUCAAAAUCAGCUGAGAUACAUUAGCACAGACUCGAGAAACCAGGAAGAAACUGUGAGCGAACAAAUUCAGUUUGAUGUCCACUUGGGGAAGUUCUCCCUCUGGAACAACACCUUCUUAGUCAAUAUCAUCCCUGCUCAAGUAAAAGUUUCCACUAUGGUCCCGCUGGAAAUGGAGGCUGGUGAAGAGCAAACAAUUGGAUCCACAGAGCUUCAAGCCGAAGUGAUAGGGGAAAACGUAGAUCCAGAAACUGUCAAAUACAUCCUUGUCAAGCUUCCAACACUUGGCAGUCUGAAGCUGUCAGACACAGAGUUGGUUGAGGGUGACAUCUUCACACAGAAGGACAUUUUAGAAAAUACAGUUAGCUACAGGGUACGUGUGCAAAGAGCUGUGGAUAGUUUAGACCAGUUCCAGUUCAGAGUCAUUGCGAAUGAUCAGUAUUCCCCUCUGUACACCUUCCCAAUUACCAUCCUUGCCAACGCCGAUGCUCCAGUUGCUCCAGUUUUGACCAAUGAAAGGCUGUUUGUGUUGCAGGGUGGUGAGCAUACUCUGAACAACAAAUUCCUUUGGAUGUACUCUCCAGGUUCUACAGACAUUGUGUACCGAGUCACACAGGGUCCAAAGUACGGAAGAUUGAUAAGGGACUCCCCUCCCGGGCAGCCUAGAUUUGAGGGGGCAAUAAGAGUAUUCAGUAAUGAGGACCUCCAAUUUGACAGGCUUAUUUACAAGCACGAUGGCUCUAAGACAAGCAGUGAUGAGUUCCGUUUUUCAGCAGAAAGUCAAGACAAUCAAGAAACAAUAAACGAUGUUUUCAGGAUAACCAUCCAAUCCAAGAACGAGCAUGCUCCUGUGAGGGUUGUGGACAAAUUCUUCAAUAUCGUCCGCCACGGUCAGCGCCUGCUAACAACAGAUGUCAUCCAGUUCAAGGACGACGACUCAGGUUUCAAUGACACCCAAAUUGUCUACGCCCGUGAGGGAAUCCUCUCAGGAAACAUUGUCUCAACAUCUAAUCCCUCGCAGCCCCUUUUCCGUUUCACACAAGCCGACCUGAGAGAUAAGAAGAUCCUCUUCAUUCACCACGGAGCAGACCGGGAACGCUUCCCGCUGCAGGUGUCAGAUGGCUUUCACAAGACCACUGCGCUGCUUGAAAUCCAGGCAGGUGAGCCCUACCUGCGAGUUGUAAACAACACAAUCAUUGUCAUCGACCAUGGAAGCACCAAGACCCUUAACACCACACUGUUGAGCGCUGACUCCAACAUGGACGUCAGAGAUGGCAGUGAGAUCAAGUUCCAGAUCACAACGCCACCCAGCAACGGCAAGAUUAUUGUGAGUGGGAUUGAGUCUUCAGAGUUCACCCAGGAGGACCUGAAAAAAGGAGUAAUUUCAUAUGAGCAUAAUUACGAGAGUCUGAGGUCCAAGGACUCCUUCGGCUUCACCGUCCAAGCAAGAGGACAUUCUGAGGAUGGCACAUUUAGGAUAAGAAUAUUCAAGCAAGGUUACUUCUCUGAGCCUGAGUUGGUGAACAAUGAGGUCAUCAUUUCCUAUGAGGGAGAGCACACCGUAAUCAACGAGAACAAUCUCAAGGUGGAUCAAGCUGAUAUACUUCCUACAGAAAUGCUGUUCACCAUUAAAGAGUCUCCUCGUCUCGGACAUGUGGUGAAGCUGACCAACAACUCGGACAGCCCAGACUCGCCUGUCCUCGACUACAUUCACUCCUUCACUCAAGAGGACAUUAAUCAGGGACGCAUUCUUUAUGUGUCUGCAUCCAUCCAGGGCAGUGACGCCUUCACAGUUGAUGUCAGUAAUGGUUUCACUACAGUGGAGGACCUGCACGUCUCUGUAAACAUCGUGCCACGGAUCAUCCCCAUCCAGACCUUCAACUUCACAGUGAAGGAAGGCCUCAGCCGGGCGAUCAAUGCAGAGAUUGUUAACAUCUCACAUCCCUUCUACAGCUCAGCAAACAUCGACUUUGUUGUUGAAGAGGCACCAAAGCACGGGGACAUCCGUUACCUGGAUGGAGACGAACUUGUUUACUUUACAUGGGAAGAGAUAAAACUUGGACACAUCUACUACAUGCAUGACAGCACUGAGAGCACAGAGGACAGUUUUACACUCUCUGCCUCGGCUUAUGAGAUCGACCGCCGGAGCCUCCCUGUCACCAUAUCAGUGACUGUCAUAGCAGUCAACGAUGAGCCGCCAAAACUGACACGUAACACGGGACUGGAGGUUCUUGCUGGAGAGGAGGCUGAUAUCACCUCCAGCAUGCUGAACACCGAGGACGCAGACACCGCCGCAGAGAAACUGGUGUACAACGUCGAGUUGCCGACCAAUGGGAUGGUGGCGUUGAAAGAGGCGCCCGAGGAGGAGCUCCUGAAUUUCACACAGUCUCACAUAAACAAAGGGGAGGUCAUCUUCAUUCAUGAGGGUGAGGAGUCUGGAGGCUUCAGUUUCACGGUGACAGACGGAGAACACACGUCUCCUCUCUACCAAUUUGUCGUCACAGCCAGACCUCUCACCAUCACCAUGGUAACGCAGGAGGAGCUCAUGGUAUUUCCAGGAACAAGGCAGUCUAUCACCAGUGCCAAUCUGGGGGCCGUAACCAAUGAGGAUGGAAAUGAGAUAAGCUACUCUCUGAUCCGCCCCCCUCGUUUGGGAAGACUAAUCCUGGCCAACGACAGAAACCAAUACGAGGAAAUUACCCGCUUCUCACAAACACAGCUGGAGUCAGGCGCGGUGUACUAUGAGCACCAGAUACCUGAGGAUCCUUUUUGGGUUGUGAGGGACUCCAUAGAACUGACUCUGUCCUCCCAACCAGCCCCAGACGUCCGUCACAUUUUGCCCAUCACCAUCUCUUACUAUGCUGCUCACAGCAACAUCUCCUCACAGCUGUGGAGGAACAAAGGUUUGGAUAUUGUGCAAGGCCAGAGGAAAGCCAUUGACGAUUCAAUUCUUGACGCCUCAAAUCUUCUGGCUAUCCUACCUGAAGAUAAGCGGGGCAAUGUGGAUGUGAUUUUCGAUAUGAAGCAUUUCCCUGACCACGGUCGUAUCACCCUUGGUGGUCAGGACCUGUCCAGUGUUGCCCAGUUCUUUAAGCAGCAAGACCUAGCUCAAGGAAAACUGGAGUAUCUCCAUGAUGGCUCUGGUGCUUCCUCUGACAGCUUCUCCUUCAGUGCCAGUCUAAAGUUUAAGGGUGAGUCUGUGGGCUCACCUUCGGAUAUGCUGGUCCAAGAGGAGGUAUUUCACAUCGCAAUCAAACGGCGGGGCUCUGACUCGCCAACACUAGUCACAAUAGACAUGCUCUUGGAGGUUUUCCAAGGCUCCGUAACCGUUUUGUCCCAGAAGCAGUUUAACACUCAAGACGAGGACAGUUCGCCAGAUGAGGUAUACUACAAAGUGACAAAAGCCCCCAGCAACGGUCGAGUGGUUGACCGACUCACAAUGGACCCCAUCUCUGAGUUCACACAGGAGAUGGUCAAUCAUAUGCAGGUGGGCUUCGACAGCGAUGGCAGCCUUUCCGAUGGCUCUAUGGAAUUCAUCGUUUCGGAUGGAGAACACCAAACAGAGCCACACACGAUCCACAUUAGCGUCCUAGCUCGGACCUUGCUUCUUGACAAAGCCCCUGAGAUCAAGGUGAAGCAAGGCGAUGAUGAGACCCUGGUGACUGAGGAGAUGUUGAAGGUAACUACCGGGGGCCCUGUUGAGGAGGACAUCCUUUACAAGAUCACAAGUGUACCUAAGUAUGCAGCUGUUAUGGUAGACCGGCAGCCUACAUCCGCCUUCACCCAGAAACAGAUCAAGGAAGGCAGAGUCAGUGUCCGCUUUGUAAAGUCCACUUCACCUCGGGACAGUGUUGCAUUUGUAGCCCGUAGCAGGGGUGCCAAUGUCACCUCUGUCCUCAACAUCACGGUGCAGCCUCUGGCCAACAUCGCUCAGGAUCCUCUCUUACCUCAAGGCGCACUUGUUAAACUCGACAGGAAGCUUCUGGAUGCAACUCCUUUGGCAAACAAGACGAGAACCAACCCUACAUUCACUGUCAUCCAGCAGCCUCAGGGGGCUCGCUUUGUGUGGUCUAGAGGUCCUGGUGCAGGUCAGCCAGUGGACACAUUCAGCCAAAAAGAGCUAGAUGAGGGCCGCGUAGCUAUGGAAAUCCUAGAGAAGAGCCCUUCUGGAUCACGAGGUAGUGUCAUUCAGGAUGAGGCCCGCUUCCUGCUCAAAGCCCAUGGGGUUCCUCCGGCAGAAUGUGUGUUUUCCUUCCAGACGGGCCCCUACAAUGCCUCGGGGGUCUACCCUGCCACUCUGUUGAGGCUUCCCUUAGAUGACCCAUCAAAGGAAAGUAAUGACAUCCCUGGGGUAGCCGGGUCCCCUCGAUCCACUCAAGCUAGCCCCCGCUGGAAUGGUGACAUGGACUGGCCCAAUGGACAAGCCCCCACCACAGCAUCUGCAGGCGCUGGCACCGACAGGAAUCCACAUGUUUCCCGGCGCAGCAGCUUCUGGUCUAUUCUCAUCCCAAUCCUGGUCAUCCUUCUCCUGUUGCUGCUGGCAGGCGUCUUGGCCUACUACUUGAUUCGUAAAAACAAGACAGGCAAACACAACGUCCAGACGGCAGCAUCAAAGCCCAAAAACGGAGAGGUGGCUACCGGCACAGAAACCUUUCGCAAAACUGACCCGGCCAAUAACAUCCCAAUGUCAAACAUGGACUCCAAAGACGCAGACCCGGAGUUGUUGCAGGACUGUCGGACAACGAACCCGGCCUUAAAAAAGAACCAAUACUGGGUCUGAGACACUUUGAGAUAGGACACAGAGGAAAGUGGAUCCUUGAGUGUUUGGAAGUCUCCUUAAAUCAUUCCUCUCAGUAUUAAAGACCUCUUGCCACACCAGUUUAGAUGAAGAUUAUUUUUUGACACCAUUAGUUAUUUACUUAUCUCAACAUAACUGUGGACAAAUUCUCAGGCAAUGAAACACUGAAUACGUAUUGGCAAAUAAAGAGGCAGUUUCUUAUCCAAGGAGA